Messenger RNA from Cyprinodon variegatus (sheepshead minnow), 1269 nucleotides. RefSeq names its product distal-less homeobox 3 (gene dlx3b). The transcript has 3 exons. The coding region runs from base 166 to 996 and encodes 276 amino acids. NCBI's taxonomy places the organism in Eukaryota, Metazoa, Chordata, Actinopteri, Cyprinodontiformes, Cyprinodontidae. The record is from RefSeq and is a predicted model, not a curated record. Gene Ontology annotation, biological process: regulation of transcription by RNA polymerase II; epithelial cell differentiation; embryo development. Gene Ontology annotation, molecular function: DNA-binding transcription factor activity, RNA polymerase II-specific; RNA polymerase II cis-regulatory region sequence-specific DNA binding.
CAUUAAGAACGUUUCUGCAGCUGGAGGAGUUUCAGAGGACUAUAACCUCAGCAUCCUUGAGGCGCCUGCAUUGUUUUUCUCUGCCUCUCCUUAAAGCAAACCAACAGGAAGGAGGAUUUCUCUCUUUUUUAUUUUUUAUUUUAUUCCCGGAGCGCUUCUUUCACCAUGAGCGCCGGACAGAACUACGAGAAGAAGAUCGCGAGUAUUCUAACAGAUCUACCCGGAUCUAUGAGCUGCCAUCCGAGCUCCAAAGACUCCCCGACUCUCCCCGAGUCCUCGGUGACGGACAUGGGCUACUACAGCGGACAGACGUCCCACGGCCACCAUGAGUAUUACCAGAGCCAGGCGUACGGACAGCCGAUCAACUCUUACCACCAUCAGUUUAAUUUGAACGGGAUGGGAGCUGCUGGAGCCUAUCCAACCAAAUCAGAGUAUCCCUACACGAACAGCUACAGACAGUACGGACAUUACAACAGAGAUCACCUGCAGGCCUCCCCUCCGGGUUCAGUGAAAGAGGAGCCAGAGCCUGAGGUCCGCAUGGUGAACGGAAAGCCAAAAAAGAUCCGCAAACCGAGGACGAUAUACUCGAGUUACCAGCUGGCUGCCCUGCAGAGGCGCUUCCAGAAGGCGCAGUACCUGGCGCUUCCUGAGCGCGCGGAGCUGGCGGCCCAGCUGGGCCUCACUCAGACACAGGUCAAAAUCUGGUUCCAGAACCGGAGAUCCAAGUUCAAGAAGCUGUACAAAAACGGUGAAGUCCCGUUGGAGCAUAGUCCCAAUGCCAGCGACUCCAUGGCCUGUAACUCUCCGCCCUCCCCCGCCGUGUGGGACAGCAGCAACCCCCCUCAGAACACGCCGAUCGGCCGGCCUCAGGUGCAGCAGCCGGCGCACAGCGCGUCUCCGCCCUACCUGGAGGAUUAUUCCAACCACUGGUACCAGCAGGGGUCACACCUACAGCACCACCCGGUGCCGCAGCAGAGCGUGGGAGCUGUUUACUAACUCGGACUCAGGCGCAGAUCCUCAGCUCUACCCACAGACAGUGACUCUGCAGAGCAAACUUCCCUGGAGCCAGAGGAGGUCGGAAACUUUCUGUCUCUCGAUGAUCGCAGAGUUUUCAGAGCUGGGAAUCCAGUUUUAAAAAGCACAUAAGGGAUUUCUAAUCACUUUUGGCAGCAUAUUUAACAGACAUCUGGUGUGUUCUUUAAAUUAUUUAUCUUUUUUUUUCUUCAUAUGUUUAACUUCUUUUGUAAAUUAAUAUGCAAAGAAUUUGAA